Messenger RNA from Aspergillus affinis, 384 nucleotides. RefSeq names its product putative progesterone binding protein. Lineage: Eukaryota; Fungi; Ascomycota; Eurotiomycetes; Eurotiales; Aspergillaceae. The transcript is spliced from 3 exons. The coding region runs from base 1 to 384 and encodes 127 amino acids. Gene Ontology annotation, cellular component: membrane; endomembrane system. The record is from RefSeq and is a predicted model, not a curated record.
AUGUCCGCCCAGGAUUCAGGAAAGAAGCGCUUCGAACCCAAGGUGCCGGUUCAGCUCGACCCUCCCAAGUACGACCCGAUCUCCGUGGAAGAGUUGUCCAGAUGCGAUGGCACGGAUCCCAAUCGUCCGACUCUGGUCGCUAUCAAGGGAAUUGUCUUUGACGUGAGCAAGAAUGCGGCCUAUAGCCCUAGUGGGAAUUAUCGGGUAUUUGCCGGAAAAGAUCCUUCUCGGGCCCUGGCCUGUUCGUCCCUCAAGCACGAGAACUGCGUCCCCGACUGGUAUGACCUCGAGGAUAAGGAGAAGACGGUGCUAGAGGAAUGGUUCACAUUCUUCAGCAAGAGAUAUAACAUUGUGGGAAAGGUUCAGGACGCUACGAAUUACUGA